CGGAUUAUCUGUACUGGGAAUAGAGCGAAUCACAGGAAUUGAAUUCAAUUGUCAACCAUUGUCUCGGAUAACUUGAUGAGGAUGUGGAUCUUGGGCUGGAGCAGCUCCAUUUGAUCGUAUCCUGUCAGCAUGACAGAUCGUUCCAGGACUGAAGGGAAUUCAGAAUAAAUAUGUCGGAGUGCACAGCAGUGAUUUCAUCCACGGGAAAUCCCUACAAAAUUGUUGACUGCACCAGAGAGAAGCGAAAAGGAAUUACAGCCUCUUCACUCGAGGAUCUCACUAAUGUGGCCAGAAGUAGAUUGGCACUGCCCUCCGAUGCCGAUCUCACUAUCGUGUUGGAGCAAGAUGGGACUGAGGUGGAUGACGAGGAGUAUUUUGCGACACUCGAGAGAAAUACGAGCCUGAUGGUACUCCAGGGGGAUGAAAAGUGGGCAGCUCCAGGCAGCGGUAAGACUGCAUCGCGUUACAUAGUUGUUGACAAUGUUGACAGCGUUGGUAGAACGAUCGAUGAGACAGUGCGACGUUAUCGAAGUCCAGUUGAGCCCCUGGUGUCGACAUUACACGGUGAUCCAUCACACAUUUCUCUCCUCGGUGGUAAUGAUCUCGAGUUGCUAAGUGAUAUGAAUCCAGACAGUCUAGCUGAUAUUGUACCGGAUAGACUGUUCUUGGAGCAGUUGAAGGAGGCGUCCGGGAGAUUUUUGGCGGAGAAACGACAGGCCCAGGAGUCAAUGGCACUUCUUCAGAUGUAUGCGACUGGGGGUGAAAUGGAGCGAGCGUAGGCCAUGUGGGGGGUGGGCGCCCUCACAUUGGCAAAUAUGUAUCGCGUCCGACGUCGUAUUUUUUACAGGGGACGACAAUUGCAGCAAACCCUCAUUCUCUUCUGGAAUUGAGCCCUUAAUUUUUCAGUUACCACUCGAUCCAACUGCAUUUUUGUUUCUCCAAUCAACUGGAUUUAUUCUCGAGGUUUAGCAGAGAAUUGAUUCCAAGGAUUUCGUCUCGUCGCCAGGGACUGAGAGUGGGAAUAUUGUUAUUGAUGUUUGCGAAGGAAUUCAGGAUAUUUCAGGAUAAAUGGUAUUGUACAUUGUGAGUAAAUAUUUGUACCAUUUAAUUCACCGAGUUAUAUCUAUUAACUAAUCAUCGAGUCGAGUGUAAAUGCGACUCUGUUAGAUGUUCGAUGAAACAGUCUAUAUUCUAAGGAAAUCGUUCAGAGAAAAAUUUCAUAUGUGUUCCUUAUAACUUAUUGAAAUUCUUUUUGAAAUGAAAAUGAAUUGAUGCUCACAUAGUCAUUAAAUCAUCCCAUUGCAUUAAUUUACAAUUGAUUAGAUCAAUUGAAUUGAUUCACGUGAAAUUUUUCUCUGGAUGUUAUAAAUCAGUAGAUAGUGAGUUUUCAGUCAUUUUUAGAAAAAAAUAUUUUCUUCUCGAUUAUUAAAAAAAUCGCUAUGACCGCCCGAGUCACAGUAACGCACCCCACGGAAUUGUAUAAUUGAUGCUCAGUAAGAAAAACAAAUGUAGCAUUUAAAUAAUCGAUUAAUGUUGUAUUAAUCGUAUAAUUAUUUCGAUCUAAUCGCUGAGAAGAGAAACAAGGAUUGUAUAUGUACUUCGGAGAAUAGGGUAACGUAAUAAAUCGCUUGGAUAACACCAAUUGGUGACAGAUUGUGUAGCUGUAUUCGGUUUAAUGAGAAAACAGGUAAAAAAAAAUAGGUAAAGGUGAAUAAUCCCCUAAUGAAGCACGAGGAAAAAUCGAGUAAAAGAUAAAUUGAGACAGCUUCGUAUGUAGAUUAACAAUCGAAAAAAUUGAAUAUUUUUUUGUGUUAAACCGACGUGCAAGCGAAUGAUUUAAAGACUGAAUUUAUAGAGAAAAUGUAUCAGCAUCAAAUCCAUCUAGAUCACCCAUUCACGAGUACACAAGAAAAUGCGACAAAAAAUAAAUAGGAUACUAAUACCAUACCAAGUGACACCAGAUAUCAAUCCUUUGAUACUAAGCGAAGUUGUGCAUUUGUUAGAUAAGAUUAAUUAUAAUGAAGAUAACAAUCCGAUAGAGUAGGUAAAUUGAAAUCAAAUUAAUUGAGUAAGAAUAAGGAAAUUAAUAGUUCUAGGGGCUUCUAAUAAAGACUGUAUGCUCGCGUCCUGCCCCCAUCCUCAUCACCUGUAAUUCCGCAUCAAUACGAUUUUUUAGAGGACUCAAGUCCAGUGAUAAGGUUCUAAUUUUACAAAUUCAAAGGAAAAAAAUAUUGUACAAAGUAAAUAAUAUGAGUCAAUAAUUCUGCCCCUCAAGCAAUUAUUUCUCGAUGUGAUUUUCGUUACUACUCAUAACUUUGAAUUAAUAAUGUAAUGGUAAUGCUGUUAUUCUAUAGAAAUGAAGAGAUAAAGUGAAGGUACGUGAGAAGCGGAAAAAUUCAUUGGAAUCUGGCAAUUUUCAGAUGAAAACACUGAUGAUAACUACUCUCUAUUUUGCUUGAUUGCUCAUUUUGCUCCAAUAAUUCUGGUGCUGCGAAAAAAUUUUUACAAUUGCAGGGCCAUUAUUGAUGUGAAGAAUUAUCGAAGUGAAAUGGGUCAUCGGUAGUUCAAUCGAGACCCUCUCAAUUUUUCAUUGACAUAUGUCCAACUCCUUUUUAUUUUCCUGGAUAUUCCAAAUAAUGUUGUCUUGGAAAAAAUUAACUCGUCGCCUUAUUUCACUCAAUGUUAAUUGCAGAGCUACUAAAAUAUGAUUCUAAGUGAAAUCAAUGAUCCAAAAAACAGUAAACUAAAAUAAAUAAAUAUACAAACAUAGGACUAAACGUAGUGUAAUAUGGAAAAUACUGACAGAAGCGAUGCAACGACCAGUAGAAAAAUAUUGGUAUAGAGACAAUGCUAAUAAUUUAAAAAACCGAACCGGCAGAAAUUAAUUUCGCCCACAAGUUUACAAAUAAUACUAAGGGAAGCUUUUAAAGGUUUUGCAUAAUCCAUUACCACAAGAGAACGGCAGCUAAGUUUGUACUUACAGUACGUGCUGUUAGUCAAUAACAAUCGAAUAGUCUACUGCCAUCAAAUGUUAAACAACAAGAAAAGAAAUUUUGAAA
This is a messenger RNA of Fopius arisanus, 3059 nucleotides long. Its product is annotated as DNA fragmentation factor subunit alpha-like. Lineage: Eukaryota; Metazoa; Arthropoda; Insecta; Hymenoptera; Braconidae. Bases 171 to 779 code for a protein of 202 amino acids. The transcript has 3 exons. The record is from RefSeq and is a predicted model, not a curated record. Gene Ontology annotation, biological process: regulation of apoptotic process; apoptotic process.